CCGCCUUCCGCUUUUGUGACGCCCGCUGUGCAUGAAAAAAAGUUUCUAGAGUUCUACAUCGACAUCACAGCACUCAUUCUCAUUUUUACGGUCGAUUCUCUCAAAAUGUCUGCCGAUGCAAUGGACAUUGACUCUCCUCCUCCCAGCCAAUUGUCCACAGACAAAAAGCGCAAGAACAAAAUUAAGGACCACUCAUCUUCCAAGAAACGAAAGCACACUACUUCAGACGGCAUCAGCACGAAUAUCUCAGAAGCACCAAAGAAAAGUAAAAAGGACAAAUCGCACGAAUCAAAACACAAUGUUGUUGUCGCUGAACCAGCUAGUAAUUCGGACCCGAAUUCCCCCUUUCGACUCGUCAAUGCGACCAUGUACUUGCCUCUCUCCCCGAUAUCGAUCUCUCCGACACAUGCUUCAGCGUCGCUCGCGGCGGAGCAUCUGGCGCCGCUUCUGUUGACUUAUUACCCUCCGUUUAAAGGGAUUGUGAUGGCGUACUCGAAUGCCUCGAUAUCGAGCACACCCCCGGCGCCAGAACAGCUUCAUAACAGCGGAGAUAACCCCAAGCCAUUGACUCUCGCGUUGACUGCAAAUGAAUACGGCGUUCUUUAUCUAUAUCUCACCGCCACAUUUCUAGUCUUCAGCCCCCAGAAAGGCCAGAUUCUAGAAGGCUGGGUGAAUGUUCAAUCCGAGGGCUUCCUCGGAGCCGUUGCGUAUAAUCUCUUCUCUGUCGGUCUAGAACGGAAACGGCUACCUGCAAACUGGAAAUGGGUUCCACCUGGCGCUGACGACGAGGGCGAGAGUGGUUCGGAAACGACAAGAAGUCACACCAACGGGCUCGCUUCAGCGCCGACGUCUGGAGAUGAAGACGAGUCCAACAGAUCGGAAUUUAACUCUGCCAAGGAACAUUUCACGCCUCUGCCAAAGCCAGUCACACGCAAUCCUAUAGAGCUGGACGAAACGCUGAAUGUGGAGCAAGAAAUUGAGGAAUCCAAUGAUACCGGCUUUUUUCAGAGUGUUUCGGGCCAUCGAGUCCGCGGAACAGUCCGUUUUCGAGUUCGCGAUAUCGAUGUCAUUCCGGGGGGGACCCAGACAGAGGGUUUAUCAGCAUCGAAGGCACGAUGCUUACCCCCGAGGAGGAGGCUCAGCUCGCGGAGAAGGAGAAUCCGAGAUCUCCAUUGUCAAACGGACGAGAUGAGACAGCGUCGGCGACUGGUGGCGCUCAGACUAACGGCGUGGAAACCAGUACAGCUGAGAAGGAAAGCACCAGUCAGAAGAGCAAGAAAGAGAAGAAGGAGAAAAGAGAAAAGAAAAGUAAGGAUAAGGACAAGUCCAAAAGCAAAUCUAAACGAGAAUAAUUACUGUUCAAUUUGAGUGAUUUGCUAUUUCGCUAUUUCAGCAGGGGCAUUAUAAACGGCGUUUUAAGUUUUCAUGUGGAUUUUGAGGAGGCGACAACGCAUACUACAAGCUGACAUAGAGUUGUGUGGAUUUUGCACAAUCGCUACAAUUUAUUGAAGAUACGACCAUGGUUUUGAACAUAUUGCCGUUGCCAAUGCAUCGUAUAUUGAAUAUAUCAUCUCAUUCUUUAUUAUAACACCCAAAUGCGGAACAGCUCGUAAUGAUGCUGUUAAAAGCUGCAGCCUUACUUUUAGCCCCCACUUCUAAUCC
Molecule: messenger RNA, 1662 nt
Organism: Talaromyces proteolyticus
Lineage: Eukaryota; Fungi; Ascomycota; Eurotiomycetes; Eurotiales; Trichocomaceae
Exons: 1
Coding region: 106-1368 (420 amino acids)
Biological process (GO): DNA-templated transcription initiation
Cellular component (GO): RNA polymerase I complex
Source: RefSeq, a predicted model, not a curated record